CCGGCCCGGCCAUGCUGGACUUCGCCAUCUUCGCCGUCACCUUCCUGCUGAUCCUGGUGGGCGCCGUGCUCUACCUGUGCCCGGCGUCUAGGCAAGCGUCAGGGAUCCCUGGCUUGGCCCCGACCGAUGAAAAGGAUGGCAACCUGCCGGACAUCACCGCCAGCGGCAGCCUGCACGAGUUCCUCGUCAACCUGCACGAGGUGUACGGCCCGCUCGUCUCUUUCUGGUUUGGAAGACGCCUCGUGGUCAGCCUGGGCUCCAUCGAUCUCCUGAAACAACACGCCAACCCCAACCGCCUGCUGGAUCCAUUUGAGACAAUGCUGAAGUCCUUCUUGAGGUACCAGUCCUGCCUGAAUGGGGAUACAGGGGAGAGCCACCUGAGGAGAAAGCUGUAUGAAAAUGGUGUGACCAAGUCCCUACAGAGUAAUUUUGCGCUCAUCCAGAAGCUGUCAGAAGAGUUGUUAGCCAAAUGGCUCUCCCUUCCUGAGGCCCAACAUGUGCCACUCUGCCAGCACAUGCUGGGCUUUGCCAUGAAGUCUGUCACGCAGAUAGCUAUGGGCAGCAGCUUUGAAGAUGACCGAGAAGUCAUCCGAUUCCGCAGGAACCAUGAUGCAAUCUGGUUUGAGAUUGGGAAAGGUUUCUUGGAUGGCUCACUUGACAAAAACACGACUAGGAAGAAGCUGUAUGAAGAUGCUCUGAUGGAGAUGGAAUCCACCUUAAGGAAAGUCACAAAGGAGCGCCGAGGCAGAUCAUUCAACAGGCAUGUCCUUGUAGACAACUUACUGCAGGGGAACCUCAGUGACCAGCAGAUUCUGGAAGAUACAAUGAUUUUCUCCUUGGCGGGAUGCGUAAUCACUGCUAACUUGUGCACCUGGGCAGUCUAUUUCCUGACAACCUCUGAAGACGUCCAGCAGAAUCUCUACAAGGAGGUGGACCAUGUUCUGGGGAAGGGACCAAUUACACCUGAAAAGAUCGAGCAGCUCAGAUACUGUCGACAAGUCCUAUGUGAGACAGUGCGGACGGCAAAACUUACUCCUAUUGCUGCACAGCUGCAGGAGCUGGAGGGCAGAGUUGACCAACAUACUAUCCCAAAAGAGACGCUUGUGCUUUAUGCUCUUGGUGUGAUGCUGCAGGAUAGUUCAUCUUGGCCUUCACCAUACAAAUUUGACCCAGAGAGAUUCAAUGAGGAAUCAGCCAUGAAAAAUCUCUCCAUGUUGGGCUUUUCAGGAAGCCAAGAGUGCCCGGAGUUAAGGUUUGCCUAUAUGGUGGCUACAGUUCUGCUGAGUGUUCUGGUGAGGAAACUGUACCUCCACCCGGUGAAAGGACAAGUCAUGGAGACCAAGUAUGAGCUGGUAACCUCACCAAAGGAGGAGGCCUGGAUAACGGUGUCUAAGAGAAGUUAAGAGCAAGCAAAACAAAGGGCUGAACGUGCCAGCAGUGAAGUUCUGAGCAAGGGCUUUAGAGGGAAGCGUGCUGGCAGCACAGUAACUCAGUCAAGGCAUUUUACAUCCAUGUUUUGUUACCUUCUUGUUCUUAACAACACCCCCUACUUGGGUACUUUUUCUAACUCAACCAAUGGUCGCAUUAAAGUAGAUUUAAUCUAUGUGCCUUUUUUAUGCUUGCUUUGGGGGUCUCUAGCUAUACCCUUGCAAAGGAAGCAAUAAAACCUUGCAGUGGUUUCUCAAUGAACUGUGAGGUGCUACCUAAUCACAGAGCAGGCUCCUGGUUAGAUCAGCACCUGUCCAACAGCAGCCAGAGCUGGAUAGGAGACUGUGCCAUGGGGAUUGCUUCUUUUUGGAUCCCAGCUAGAAAGACCUUGGAGGCACAAGGACAAAGUCUUUUUCUAAAUUUAGGUAUUUUUAUUCUAAGUGUCUUUCCUUCCCUUCAGCUACAGCUAUAACUGUCAAAAGGAGCAGAUAUAUCUUGUGAAAAGUGUAUAAGAGUGUGUGAGAGAGAGAAAUGAGAGAAAUAAAGUGGGGUGAGAAUAGCACCACCAGCUCUUGCUGUGUAGUCUUGCCAUGCUGUGGGGUUGUAGGAGAAAGGAUGACUGAGAAAUGUUCAUAAACUAGGAGGAAUAAAAUUGGUUUGGCCCCUGAGAAAACAGAAGCGUUAGUAAUAAUAUAAUGAAAUGAAAUAAAACCACAGAACAAAGCCGUAAGAAAAGCAUUCUCCAUCCUGGCAGUUCUGAGGGCAGUGUCUAAUUUAAUCAGCAUCAGAAAUGACGACAGAUGCUUGCAAAUCAUUCAGCACUGGGUCAGCAUGAAACUGAUCAUGCAAUACUGGAAAUGGAGAGUGCUGAUUGUUUUUAGGGCUCUGAAUUAAUGUACUCAAUAACUUAAAAGCCUCUCAAAGAAAUCUUCCUCCUCCUGCAAAACUGGUGCCAGCCAAAGCAGGUUUACAUGCCACAUGUUCACAUGCCCUUCCCUGCUUCUUUCACUCUUGUUUGGCUGGAAUAGCCAGCUCCUGAAAGAUUUUUCGUACCCCUCUGAGUGGCUUGUGAGGCAGGAACCUCUUAUCCCUUUGUCUCAGUACUGUUACCAUCCCACCUCAUUUCAGGUGUUGCUCUUUUCUCUUAUACAAGAUUGUCCUUCACCUGAUUGUGAUGAGUCUUUUCCUCAUUGCCUGACUCCUCUGUUAGGUCAAGUUUCUCGCUCCCUUCCCACCCAAAAGCUGUGUGGUGCGAGCUGUCAGCUCUUCAGAGUUAGCAUCUGAUGCCAGUCUCUAUGGGCAUCAGACAAAGAAACUUUUGCUCUUGGGUUUAAUGUGUCAGUUCUGCUUUUGGCAGAGCUGUGGAGAUUCAGAGCCCCACAGUGCAGUGCAUGUUAGAAGAAAGGCAGCACGGAGAUGCUCUUCUACUGUUUUUUGUCUGCUGGGCAGAUGAGGAAGGUUGCACAGUUUAGCUUGCUGCCUCUCUCUUGCAUUGAUUUUUAUAGUGAACUACGAGAAAGCACUUGCUAUUCUGACCUCCAUUUAACUGAAGGUUGGUCAUGUCCCCAGAUGGCAAUUCAUGUUAAGCUUUGCUUCACUGCUUAUGCAAAACGCCUAUUUUUCUUGAAGAUUGCAGAUGUUUCCUAGACCUUCUGGAGUAAUCAGUGUGGUAAAGGAUUUUACUUUAAAGCAUCCUUUGCAGAGGAGGCAAAACGGAAGUGAAGUUACUGCAUUCUCAGGAAAAAAUUAUAGGAUAGUGCUGUCCCUGCUAAGAACUAGGGUAGGAAUAGCUGACUUUAUCAUAUAAUGGAGUGACUAAGAUCUGUUUUCUUGUAGCCAUGUGGUAGGAGUGAAGCUUCAGACACCAAGAAGCCUUUUCAAAAGCAAUUGUCCAGACUUCUGUUACACUGUUUCUCUGGCUUGUUUGAAUUGCACCUGCAAACUACCUUGCAGCAGUUAUUUACCAAUUACAAGAAUAAAAAAUUAGAAUAAUUCCAUGUAA
Molecule: messenger RNA, 3430 nt
Organism: Rhea pennata
Lineage: Eukaryota; Metazoa; Chordata; Aves; Rheiformes; Rheidae
Product: cytochrome P450 20A1
Exons: 13
Coding region: 12-1403 (463 amino acids)
Cellular component (GO): membrane
Molecular function (GO): monooxygenase activity; oxidoreductase activity, acting on paired donors, with incorporation or reduction of molecular oxygen; heme binding
Source: RefSeq, a predicted model, not a curated record